GUCAGAAGUAGAAGGAGAAGCACAGAAGAACAAUCCGUAGAAGAAGAAGCAUGCUUAUGCCUGGUUGUUAGUUUACUGUCCUGCUGACGUUGGUAACCAGCCAGGAAAAGUGGGACCUGAAAGACUGGCAAAGCGGUAGCACCAGCCGGCACGGCAGCAUUAACAUAGCUAGUGUCUGUUGCCAACAUGUUGUCUGACGGAGGCUCUUUCAUGAAGGGGAUGGUCAUGGGAGGCCUCUUCUGCUUGGUGCUGUCGUUCCUGAGUAGUUUCAGUCCCAGCACUGAGUUCACGACAGAAGACCACCAUCAUCAUCACGUCAAAGCUGCAAGUAAAGAGGAGCUGAAGCACCUCUCUGACAGUCAUACUCAGGAGUUGCUCGAUCAAGUUCGAGUCUCCUGCAUCAUCAUGGUCCAGCCCAGUGUCCUUGUUUACUGGGCUACUGCUAUUGACACCUGGGCCAAACACUGUGACAAGGCCGUCUUUUACACCUCAGAGUCCUCUAAGGCGCUCGAGGCAAUAGACCUAAAUGAAAAAGAUGAUUGGGCGAGGUUACGUAAAGCUCUGAAGCAUGCUUAUGAUAACGCCGGGGAUCUGCGGUGGUUCUUUGUGGCGCAGCCCACCACGUUUGCUAUCAUUGAGAAUCUCAAGUAUCUUGUGCUCACAAAGGAUCCGAAUGAACCCUUCUACCUGGGAAACGCUAUGAAGUCAGGGGAGCUUGAAUAUGUAGCGUUGGACAGCGGCAUUGUCUUAAGCUAUGAAGCCUUGAAAAGGCUGGUGAACGUGUUUGAGGAUGAAGAAAAGUGUCCAGAAAGAGGACGUGCCCUGUGGAAGCUGGGUGAAGACAAGCAGCUGGCUGUGUGUCUCAAAUAUUCAGGUGUGUUUGCGGAGAACGGAGAAGAUAUGCACGGAAAGGGCCUGUUCAACAGCAAGACUGUUCACACCCUGAUAUCAGACAGCAUGAAGGAAAACCCCACUAAUGUAGUGGAGGGCUGCUGCUCCGACAUGGCUGUCACAUUCAACGGGAUGUCACCGAAUCAGAUGCAGGUUCUGAUGUUUGGAGUUUACAGACUUCGUCCAUACGGGCACGAUUUUCAUGACUUGGUGACAUUUUACCCUCCUGAAGGUUCAGACAAUGAUUAGAACGUCAUUCCUUCGAGCUGGGUGUGUCCUCAUAUUCUUUUGCUUCUAUGACGGCAAAUUUAAAUUUGGGGAGAUAGUUUUCUUAUGCUGUUUGUAAAACUGGAUCCUGGGAGGGAACAACACUUUUAUGUAUAUUUGUACCUUUUGUACUUGACACAAUCAGCAGCCCAUUCUUUAAGUAAACAGAGCCGAUGGGUGUGCCGCCCUUUGAAUCCAUGUGGGGCUGGGGAAUGGAUUUGACUCAUGACUUAACCGGAUUUACAGGAUUUGGUGAUUUAUGUAAUGUUAUGUAUCUUAAAUGUCUUUUUGUGGUCUUAAAUCUGCAUUGGAGGGAGAUGCAAGUUUCCAAAAAUUAUUUAACUGUUCUAAAUGCACGGCCCUCUUUACCACAAUUAACUUUUAGUUCUGCCUGGAAUAAAAAUCAUCUCUCUGAUUUAAAGAUUGUACUAGAGCACUAAUUUUCAGUAUUGACCGAGCCAUAUCAUGGUGCAGCUCUUUCUUGCCAUGUUAUGUUUGGUUAUCUCCUUGUAUGAAGAAUUGGCCUUCACAGCUAAAUAGACAAACUAUACCUCACUGUUAAAGGAGUUGUGUAUUUAUUCUGUCACAUAAAGACAAUAAAUCAAGUGGAAGUGUUACCAUUCCACUGACAUUUUUAAAUGAGGAUCAAAGUGAACAGAUGAAGUGACUUUUGGAUAAUGAAAGUAAAUAAAAUGAAUUACUGAAUAAACUUAA
Molecule: messenger RNA, 1872 nt
Organism: Acanthochromis polyacanthus (spiny chromis)
Lineage: Eukaryota; Metazoa; Chordata; Actinopteri; Pomacentridae
Gene: c1galt1c1
Product: C1GALT1-specific chaperone 1
Exons: 2
Coding region: 187-1140 (317 amino acids)
Molecular function (GO): N-acetylgalactosaminide beta-1,3-galactosyltransferase activity
Source: RefSeq, a predicted model, not a curated record